UUCGACUUUGUGCUCGGAUACCAACUGCAAGCAGUUCCCUUCUUGAGCCGGCCUCGACUAUACCUUCUUCUAUCCGACCUUCUUCCCCAUCAUCAGUUCCCAACACCACCUCCACCAUGGUUCGUCUCAACCUCCUCCCAUUCAGCAUCUUGCUCCUCGCCGCAUCCACAACCGCAACCACAACCACAACCACCGAGACAGCCUCUUCCAGCACAGAAACCGCCGUCUCCUCCUCCUCUGCUAUCACGGCCACCAGUUCAGCGACUAUUCCUUCUCCAGCACCAACAGAAGCUAUCUUAGCUCCCAACCCAGGCCAACACAACCACGUUGCCAACCUCACCACCGCCCCCAAACCCACCAUCGACCUCGACACGAUUCGCUCCCUCCUCUCCAAGCUCCCCAAACCCGCCGCAACUCCAGCACCGCCAAAGGAAACGACGGACAAUGGCAAUAUGAGCGCAUUCAUGCAGCAGCUUAAGCGACUCCUCGAGGAAAAAAAGAAGAAGAACGCUGCUGCAGCCAGCCCUUCUUCCGCGCCAGACAAGCCAGACUUGAAGGCCCUCAUUCGCAAACUGCGAGAAGCCACCGAGGCCCGCAAGCAACAAGAACAACAGCCAGCAGACAAGCCCCAAGAUCAACAACCCGAUACCCUCAAAGUCGAUCUCAAGUCCAUCCUCGAAAAGCUCCGGGCCCAACAAGCCGAGAACGCCAAAAAAGAAGUCGUCAAGCGCUUCCUCUCAGGCGCCUACCUCGACCCGUAUUCCGAACGGGAAGUCGAGAAGAAGGCCGCCGCCUUGGUAAUUGAUGCUCUUCUGGGUGAUCAGGAUGGGAGCUACCUUGCUUCUCGUUCUGAAGAUGACAGUGACGAUGAGGAGGAGUGGUUGCAGGCGAGAGCUGCGGAGUAUGGAGAUGAGGAUGAGGAGGAGGAUCAGGACUCGGGGCUUGAUGCUCGCUCUGAGGACGACGACGGUUUUGACGAUGAUGCUGAUGAGGAGGAGGAGGCUUCGAUUAAUGCUCGUUCACCCGACGAUGAUGAUGAUAAGGAUGAGAAGAAGGAUGACAAGAAGGACGAGAACGACGAUGAUGACGACUCCAUCUCCUUCAAAUCCACCAUCAAAGAAGCCUGGUCCGCCGCCAAAACAGCCCUCUCACUCGGCAAGCGAGGCAACGAAGAUCCAGAUGCCAUCGACGACGAGGCCGAUGAUGAAGAUGAAGAUGGAGGCGAGAAGAAGGCGAAUGGAUCAUGGUUUGCGAAUGCAAAGCGAGAUUUGCUGGAUCUAGUGAAUGUCGAUUAGUACUAAGUAGGCGUAGGCGAGGAUGUGGAGUAGCUAGCUGUGUAUAGAUGAGAUACCCAUAGAAUGGAUUGUAUAUGAUUUUUCCCCCCC
Molecule: messenger RNA, 1385 nt
Organism: Ascobolus immersus RN42
Lineage: Eukaryota; Fungi; Ascomycota; Pezizomycetes; Pezizales; Ascobolaceae
Source: the annotation of a GenBank genome assembly